GAUGUUGGAAGUGUGGGGGGGGGGACAUGCCCCACCCUGUACGUAUGGCAGUUACGCCCAUGCUCUGCAGUAUAAACAUGAAAAUAAUACAAAUUGUUUUGUUAAGAGAAGGGACAAUUUUACUUAUUUAUUUUCUGUUUUAGAACGGAGAAAUAACUUUCCUCCCCUGCCUAAGUUUCUAAAAAUAAAGCCGUGCUUUUACCAGAACAUUGAAGAGGAAAUCCCUGCACCCCAUCAGCAGAUGGUGCGCAGAGUUUACAUGCUUUGGAUGAUGUAUUCAGGCACACUGUGCUUAAAUGUGAUCUCGUGUAUUGCAUGGUGGGCCGGAGGUGGAAAUGCCUCAAACUUUGGGUUCUCCCUGCUUUGGUUCGUCCUUUUCAGCCCCUGUAGUUACACCUGUUGGUUCAGACCACUCUACAAAGCUUUCAGAGCUGAUAGUUCCUUCAACUUCAUGGCCUUCUUUUUCGUCUUCUUCCUUCAGUGUGUUUUAGCGCUCAUCCAGACUGUAGGCAUCUCAGGAUGGGGAACAUGCGGCUGGAUUGUCACAGUGGGCUUUUUCAGCUACAAUGUAGGCUCGGCUGUAGUGAUGCUAAUCACAGCUCUGCUCUUCACUGCAGUGACUGCUUUAAUGGCACUGGUUCUCAUCCAGGUCCACAGACUGUACCGAGGUGGUGGUGGCAGUCUGCAGCAGGCUCAACAGGAGUGGAGCACCGGAGUCUGGAAGAGUGCUCCAGUAAGAGAAGCAGGGUUCAACGCUGUUGCUCAGAUUGUACAAGGUCCAAGUUUACCUGAGUACCCUGCUGCUGUGCCCAAUUACCCCGACAACAGCCACUGGUAAUGACCAAAAACUGCCACCAGGGGGAGACGAAGAAUCGAGUUAUUUCUACAUUUCCAAGGGAAGAAACACUUCAAAACGGUCUUACUUUUGAUCAUUAACUAAAAAAUUGCAGUAGUUUUUUUUUUAUCAAAGGUGAUAGCUGUAAGAUUGAUUAAAAGGUUUAUUUACCAAAGUUUCCUAAAGCUUGUCUUCAAAAUAAGACAUUCCAUUUCAGUCUAGUUGCCAUUAAAAUGAUAAAUAUGGGGUCAAAGAAGAGAUUUGUUUUGAAAGUCUUUGUGCAUCAGAUUGAGAACUUAAGAGUCUGAACAUUUUAAUGAUUGUGUUAAGAAUGUGUGCCUUAAGGUCCUUUUUAAAGUAACGUUUUUGAUGCAAAGCUGCAUGAUGACGUAUGAUGAAUAACUUUUUUUUUCUUUUACAAGAAUACCAUCUGCAAACUGCACCAUUUAUACAGUAUCUGGAGUAUUUUUUUUUCUUUAUAUACACUGGAAGAGCUUUAAUAAUUCCAUUGUGGUUUUUGAUUUCUUACAGUGUGCCUUAUUGUUGCAAAUUUUGCAUGUGAAAAAAAUGCCUUGUCUUAAAACGCUGCUUGUUUUGUACAACUGGCCGUUAAUGUGUCAUCUUCUGCAACUGGUCCAGUUUCUUUCAUUUUUUUUAUAUUGACUGAAUGUUGAUGUUUAAUUAUUAUUGCAAGUUUGCAUGAAAACUUUCUUGAAUUUGAAAUGACCUAUCCUCAUGCAACGUGCCAUCACAAACAGGCUGAUUAAAUCCUGCAUGUACUGAUUAAGUGCAGUCAAAUUUUGGAAAUCAUUCAACUCUAUAUAAAUAAUUAAAGAAGAGUCUUUAGCCUGCCAAAACUUGCUUGAAAUGUAAAUCUGUGGUUAAAACAAAUAAAAAAUAAAAGGAAAAGCUGUUGCUGCAUCAAGUUUUGACACUCCGUUUAUCAAUUCUAGUUACAAAAGUGCCCUAGAAGGCCAAAUGUCAUAUUUCAUAUUCUGUUUUUGGUWAGUAAAGAUAAAGUGGUCAUGUUAGUAUGCUGAAGUGUACUACAACAUUUCAAUAAAUAUUCCUAUUAACACUGAAAA
Molecule: messenger RNA, 1920 nt
Organism: Austrofundulus limnaeus
Lineage: Eukaryota; Metazoa; Chordata; Actinopteri; Cyprinodontiformes; Rivulidae
Gene: scamp4
Product: secretory carrier membrane protein 4
Exons: 5
Coding region: 2-838 (278 amino acids)
Biological process (GO): protein transport
Cellular component (GO): recycling endosome membrane; trans-Golgi network membrane
Source: RefSeq, a predicted model, not a curated record